AUGGACAAUAAUGCAGACAACAACGCGAAAACAACAACAAAUUUAGCAAACACAUCAACGCAAGCAAACAAAACAUCAUCGGUGUCGUCGUCUUCGUUAUCAUCCUCCUCCUCAAUUACCCAUCAGCAACAUCAAAUUCAACAAAUAUCCACCACAGCAACAACAAUAACAACAAGUAGCACUAAUUCAUUUUGGAAGAAUAGUAAUAGGGUUGUGCCCGGUCGCCCAAGUCCAAAACGUGACACCAAUUCAUUAUCAUCGGCUAAGGUAGGCGGUGGAGUUGGAGGGGCUGGUCACAGUGGCGGUAUGAUGGCAACCUUUCGUGAUUAUCAAAAUUCGGUUAGUGAUGCCUGGGAUACGGGUGAUGAUGAAUUUUGUAUAAUAUCUAAUGCCACGCAACAACAACAAUUACUUUUAGAUCCCCGAAUAUCACGUCAAGUUUCACAAACAUUGGCUCAAAAUGUUAUUGAAGUUCAUAAAAUGACAACAAAUAAUAGCACAGUAUCAGCGGGUGGUGGUGGUGGCGCAACAUCAACUCAGAAUACAAUGACGUGUAACAACAAUGCGACGACCAAUGAAACUCAUAAUACCGCAAUGGAUAAUUCUGCAAAGAAUGUUGCUGAGAGUAUGACAACAGCAGCAGCAAAACAAAUGCAAAAGGAUUUGAAAUUACAAGAUUCUGAUGACAUAAGACCCCGUAUUCGUCAUAUUCAAGCAUUGCCUGGACGUCCACAAUUACAAAAGUUUACCUCGAAUUCUCAGGACUCCGAAUAUGAAACAAAAAUUGAAAAAUUCCAAGUUUUAUUGGAUUCACCGCUAUUGGAUUUAGUUGCUCUAAAGAAACUAAGCUGGUCCGGUAUUCCUAGAAAGAUGCGUGCCAUAAGUUGGCGUCUAUUGUCAAAAUAUUUACCACCUUCGGGCGAACGUCGUAAUGGUGUUUUAGAAAGUAAACGACAAAAUUAUCAAGACUUAAGACAUAAUUACUUUAGGGUUGAUAGUCCCGAUGAAUCGCAACAGGAUACAUACAGACAGAUCCACAUCGAUGUACCACGUAUGAAUCCCCAAAUAUCGCUCUUCCAACAAAAAUUGGUGCAAGAAAUGUUUGAACGCAUUUUAUUUAUAUGGUCUAUACGGCAUCCGGCAUCGGGUUAUGUUCAAGGCAUUAAUGAUUUGGUGACACCAUUUUUUAUUGUAUUUUUACAAGAGAAUUUACCACCAGGAACUGAUAUCGAAAAAUUCAAUAUGGAAUCAUUAUCGGUUGAAAUUCGUGAUGCCAUUGAAGCGGAUGCCUUUUGGUGUCUAUCGAAAUUUCUCGAUUGUAUACAAGAUAAUUAUAUAUUUGCUCAAUUGGGAAUACAGGAGAAAGUGAAUCAAUUAAAGGAUUUAAUACAAAGAAUAGAUGGUAACCUUCAUCGUCAUUUACAACAACAUGGUGUGGAUUAUUUACAAUUCUCAUUUCGUUGGAUGAAUAACCUAUUAACUCGCGAAUUGCCUCUGCAUUGUACAAUACGUUUAUGGGAUACCUAUUUGGCGGAAUCGGAUGGUUUUGCCUUAUUCCACCUAUAUGUUUGUGCCGCCUUCUUAUUACAUUGGAAAGAACAAUUAAUGCAGCAAGUUGAUUUUCAGGGCCUUUUAUUACUGCUACAAAAUCUGCCUACACACAAUUGGUCUGAUCGUCAAAUCAAUGUCUUAGUUGCUGAAGCAUUUCGCCUGAAGUUCACCUAUGCCGAUGCUCCUAAGCAUUUAGAAGCCAAAAGUUGACAUCAACGCCAAUAUAUGUAUGUGUCCACAUAGAGAAACCGGCAAGAAAAACAAG
Musca vetustissima is the source of this 1816-nucleotide messenger RNA. It is a transcript of the gene Tbc1d22, whose product is annotated as TBC1 domain family member 22B. Bases 1 to 1761 code for a protein of 586 amino acids. Gene Ontology annotation, molecular function: GTPase activator activity. Gene Ontology annotation, biological process: activation of GTPase activity. NCBI's taxonomy places the organism in Eukaryota, Metazoa, Arthropoda, Insecta, Diptera, Muscidae. The transcript is spliced from 8 exons. The record is from RefSeq and is a predicted model, not a curated record.